AUGACAACUCAUCCGACAAUCAUUGUCUACCACACCCGAACGGUCCAAGGAUGUAUUAAAUCUCUAAAAUACUAUACAGAGAUGGAAAAUCCAGUGAUGGUCGACUCUGUGAUGGACUUGCUGAAUGACCAUCUGAGUCGUUCAACCACUGGAGUAACCGACGACGACUUCCAAGAUUGCUUGAAAGCAGUUAACUCUGCAAUUGAGUUGUUCAGUUGGUUGAGCAGAGUGGUACGCCAUGGAUUCUACUGUUAUGCGGAAAUGUUGAAGGCAAAAGACGUCUCAACUUUCGAAGUAGACGACAGAAUCAAAAUGAUCCAACUCUUGCUCACCAACAGCAUCCAAGAGGCAAAAUCAUUGGAGAAAUUCCCUGCCUCAAUUGCUGACGCUAUGGAGCCAUGGAAGGUGCUCUCCAAUCGGAAUCUAUUAUUCCGGACACCACUGCUCGAUUUAUCGAGAAUCGCAUUUUUGGCAUUCCAAAUAGUGGAAAUAUCGAAUAGUGGAUACGCUCGGCCACAUCUUUCGGUUCUAGACAUGAUCAAAGAUGUCUUGGAUGUAAAUGCUCUUGUAUUCAAAUCGAUUGACUUUGGAAAAGUGCGGGAGAAUCUGAAGAAUCUAAAGGAUACUGGUGACCAAUUCAACCCUCGUGUCGUACCAAUAGCCAAACGACUCCUGGAAUUCGUUGAAAUUUACUUUCCUCAAGAACCUACCGUUUGA
Caenorhabditis remanei is the source of this 717-nucleotide messenger RNA. RefSeq lists its product as uncharacterized. The record is from RefSeq and is a predicted model, not a curated record. The transcript is spliced from 2 exons. Lineage: Eukaryota; Metazoa; Nematoda; Chromadorea; Rhabditida; Rhabditidae. Bases 1 to 717 code for a protein of 238 amino acids.